UCUCACAACUAAUAAGGUUAAGUGAACUACCCAGUGUGAUCUGUAUCUAGUGGAAAAGAGGCUUAUUUAAAUGACGAAGGCAAGAGGAUCUCUCUCAGAGCGCUGAAGGAAAAUGAGCUCCACAGAAGACCUUGACUAUCCUCAGAUCUUAUUUCAAUACAACAAUGGGUUUUUAGUCUCAAAGAUUAUGUUUACUGCCUGUGAAUUGGGAGUGUUUGAUCUAUUGCUGGAGUCAGAAGGGUCCCUGUCUUCAGAUGCCAUUGCUGAACAUUUGGGCACCAGCGUCAGUGGAAUGGAACGGUUACUUGAUGCCUGUGUGGGAUUAAAGCUCCUGGAAGUCGAAAUGAAAAGUGAAGGAGCCUUUUACAGGAACACAGAGCUUUCCAACCUCUAUCUUGUAAAAUCAAGUCCCAAAUCUCAGUAUCAUAAUUUGAUGUACUACUCCAAAACUGUCUAUUUGUGCUGGCACUACCUGACAGAUGCUGUGAGAGAUGGGAAAAACCAGUAUGAGCGAGCAUUUGGCGUUUCAUCAAAAGACCUCUUUGGGGCUCUCUACAGAUCAGAAAAAGAGAUGAUCCAAUUCAUGUAUGGUUUAAAUGCAAUUUGGAGUAUAUGUGGCAGAGAUGUGAUUGCUGCAUUUGACCUAUCACCUUUCACCGUCAUUUAUGAUCUGGGAGGAUGUGCAGGUGGUUUGGCCCAGGAAUGUAUUUCUUUGUACCCAAAGUCUGCAGUCACAAUUUAUGACCUACCUAAAGUAGUGCAAGUGGCGAAGGAGCGUUUUGUACCCCCAGAAGAACGUAGGAUCACUUUCCAUGAAGGAGAUUUUUUUAAAGAUCCAAUUCCAGAAGCUGACCUGUACAUUUUGGCUAGGAUCCUGCAUGACUGGGCAGAUGGCAAGUGUAUGCAGCUACUAACAAAAAUCUACAAGGCUUGCAAGCCUGGAGGCGGAGUCCUGCUGGUUGAAACACUUUUGAAUGAAGACAAAACUGGGCCUUUAGAAGCCCAGCUUUACUCUAUGAACAUGUUGGUUCAGGCUGAAGGAAAAGAACGAACGCCAACCGAGUACAGCAAGCUCCUCGCUGCAGCUGGUUUCAGAGAGAUUCAAGUCAAGAAAACAGGAAAGCUCUAUGAUGCUAUUUUAGGAAGAAAAUAAUUCUGUCUCUCCUUUCUUGCCUAUUGUUAGAUGUGUAAAUGCAGUGACGUGACCAGCUUUUACUAGACAUCAGCAAUGAACACAGCUCAUAGUUAACCAUGUCACUUUCUUUGUACAACAAUACGUUGCUAGAACAUUCACUCAUUAUGUAUGUUGAGCCUACAAGGAUUGACGGUCUGCCAGUUUGAAUGUGAAUCCUGUUUGGCUCUGGAUUCUAACUGUGGGAAUAAAGUAAUUAACACAGGUUUAACAAGAAAUAGCAUGUGAAAGCAACACUAUGGAAAGCUUAUACUCCUUGCAUUAUACAUUUGUAUUCUGUCAGACUUUGUACUCUCCCUUGCAUAUUUAACAUAAUGUCCCAUCUGGGUUUGUACUCAGCUUUCUUUCUGCAAAUAUAAACUGUACUGUACAUCAAUGUACUGAUUACUGUGGGAUGCACUGAGAUUCUAUGAAAAUGUAUACAGUGUAAAAGGAGUGAACUCUC
Molecule: messenger RNA, 1637 nt
Organism: Gopherus flavomarginatus (Mexican gopher tortoise)
Lineage: Eukaryota; Metazoa; Chordata; Testudines; Testudinidae
Product: acetylserotonin O-methyltransferase-like
Exons: 8
Coding region: 113-1153 (346 amino acids)
Biological process (GO): methylation; melatonin biosynthetic process
Molecular function (GO): acetylserotonin O-methyltransferase activity
Source: RefSeq, a predicted model, not a curated record